AUGGCGGAGCGGCUGCCGCCGGGCCCGCCAGUGAUUUUUUGCCAGGACUCUCCGAAGCGCGUCUUGGUUUCCGUUAUCAAAACUACCCCGAUCAAACCCUCCUCGCGAGGGGGUGGCGAGGAGCCGGCACCCGCCCCGCCCGUUCCCACCAGCCCCGGCUUCAGCGACUUCAUGGUGUACCCCUGGCGGUGGGGCGAGAACGCCCACAACGUGACCCUCAGCCCCGGCGGCACCGUCGCCCCUCCAUCCCUCCCUCCGCCCCGCGGGGGAGCGGGCAGAGCCCCUGACGGGGACGAAGAAAAGGCGGGGAACCAGGGCGGCGGCAGACAUCGGCACCUGAAGGAUGGGAUAAGGCGAGGCCGGCCCAGAGCAGACACCGUCCGUGACCUGAUUAAUGAAGGAGAGCACUCCUCCAGCAGGAUACGUUGCAAUAUCUGCAACAGAGUGUUUCCACGAGAGAAAUCACUGCAGGCCCACAAACGAACUCACACUGGUGAAAGGCCUUAUUUGUGUGAUUACCCAGAUUGCGGGAAAGCCUUUGUUCAGAGUGGGCAGCUCAAAACUCACCAGCGUCUUCACACAGGGGAGAAACCUUUCGUCUGCCCAGAAAAUGGCUGUUUAAGUAGAUUUACGCAUGCAAACCGUCAUUGCCCCAAACAUCCUUAUGCCCGACUGAAGAGGGAAGAGCUCACAGACAGGCUGAGUAAGAAGGAGACUGCUGACAAUAAAGCUGUGGCUGAGUGGUUAGCGAAAUACUGGGAGAGCAGAGAACAGCGUGCUCCUGCUUUGAAAACUAAAACAAUUCAGAAAACAGAUCAGGAACAGCAGGACCCAGUGGAGUAUCUUCAGUCUGAUGAAGAGGAUGAUGAAGAGAAAAACAGCGCUCAUUCAGCUGCUCGCCGUCGCCUCCAGGAACAGCGUGAACGCAUGCAUGGUGCACUGGCUCUCAUUGAGCUCGCAAACCUAGCUGUGGCACCACUUCGAAAGUAG
This is a messenger RNA of Indicator indicator, 990 nucleotides long. It is a transcript of the gene ZNF367, whose product is annotated as zinc finger protein 367. Lineage: Eukaryota; Metazoa; Chordata; Aves; Piciformes; Indicatoridae. Gene Ontology annotation, molecular function: ionotropic glutamate receptor binding. The transcript has 5 exons. Bases 1 to 990 code for a protein of 329 amino acids. The record is from RefSeq and is a predicted model, not a curated record. Gene Ontology annotation, cellular component: cell-cell junction. Gene Ontology annotation, biological process: homophilic cell-cell adhesion.